Molecule: messenger RNA, 3909 nt
Organism: Symbiodinium natans
Lineage: Eukaryota; Dinophyceae; Suessiales; Symbiodiniaceae
Source: the annotation of a GenBank genome assembly
AUGGCAGCUCCCGUCUUAUCAAACCUGAAGAAAGAUCGCUGCGAGGAUGUUGUGACCAAAGUGGCCCAGUCAAGGUUUCGACAUCAGAGCGAUUGUGGGCGCCCCUCCUGCCCACAAGCAUGGGGAGGUCUGAUCAAGCAAAGUGCCCUGCAUCGGCACUGGCGCGGAGCGCUGUACAGCCUGUUUGCAAUGCAUGUGCAGGGCUUCAAACCCAACACAGUUGCCUGGAACCUGGCUACGGCAGCCUGUGGCAGAUGCCAGAAGUGGCAGGCGACUCUCAGGUUGAUGACCACUGCAAGUCAAGCCGCAGAUCAAAUAACGUACAACACAGCAGCCAAGCUGACUUGUGAAGUCGGACGGUGGGAAGUUGGACACAGAUGCAUCGCUGGUGCAUCGGAAAGGCGAAUAGAGCCGGAUGCGGCUAGCAGCUGGUCGAUGUGCUUGCAUGAAUUCGCAGUCCUGGAAAGUUGUGAUGCAACUGCCUGCACGUCAGCGUUGAGUGCUUUGUGCUCUGAGCUGCAGUGGCAAGCAGGAAUGAAUCUUCUUGAAGAAUUCUUCUGUCAAGCCUUGGAGGCUGACGUGGCCAUGGUUGGGACGGGGAUUGCCGCUAUCUCUGCGAGUGACAGGUGGCAUUGCUCGCUGAAUUUGUUUUCGCUACUUCACUCUCGCACCCUGCGUGCCGACAGCAUAUGCUUGGGAGCAUGUGCGAAUGGCUUCGUGCAGCGCGCGAACUGGUUCCAGGCGGUUCAUCUUGGAACGCUGCUUAUGGCGGAGGACCUGCAACUUAACCGCGUCUUCUGCAAUUCAGUGCUCGGCGGAUUCCAGAAGUGCGGGCGCUGGGAGUCUUUGGGAGUUAUGCUGCGAAAUGCUGGCGGUGGGCCUGACCUCGUCGCGAUGAACACUGCGGUUGCCGCCUGUGAGAAGGGCUCGAUCUGGCAGCAAGCAACGUUGCUACUUGAGGAAGCAAAGGUGUUGGAUAUUCAGCCGGACGCCAUUUUUGGCAGCGCAGUUCUGACUGCUUGUCAGGAUGCAGCAUCGUGGCAACUGCAACUGCAACAUUUCUGGGGUUUUUGUGGUGAAGGCUGCCAUGAGCCACGUGCAGCCUUGUGCAAUUCAGUUCUAAGUGCUGGUGUUGCAUGGCAGCCGGCUUUGCACAUCAUUGGGCAACUUUGUCUGUGGCGGCUCCGUCCAGCAGCGGUGGCUUGCGGAGCCUCUUUACGGUGCUUCUCCGCCGAAGGUGGCCGCUGGCGUGACGGGAUAGAGCUGCUAGACACUUUGCUUGCGGACUGGAUCUGGUGGAGUUCGACGAUGAAGCAGAAUCAGGUAUGGUGCUCUGUUCUUCGUGUCCCAGGCAUUUCCUGGAAGGCAUCUCUGGAUAUCCUCCACACCAUGCGCGUGCACAUAGCUGAGGCUGAUGCAACACUCCUAGCAACAGUGGUCGAAGCUUGUGACAAAGCCAGCCAGUCCAAAGGAAAGCUUCAGCCGUUGCUGGCGGAUGUGGCGAGGGAAGCAGUGCUCGGUGCUUGCUUUGAUUGUGGUGUGGACGGGUCCAGGGAUUCCAGGAUGAAGAAAAAGACCGACAUGCGUCCAAACACCCCCAUCCCCAAGACGGGCAAGUACGUGAAACCGCACUUGAAGGAGGUUUACAAGUUCUUCCGAGAUGAAUGGGUCAACUGCAACGUUUUUCGGUCUCCCGGGCCGAUGCAGCUGGAUUCCUCCGGUGAUGUUGGGCCGCUGUCUGAGAGGCCCAUUACCUUGCUCGCAGACUACUUCAGUGUGGAUGAGCUCAAGCAGAUUGUCCAACCGAGCGCACAGCCUGCUCCGCUGAUCAUGUGCAAGGAGCCGCUAGUCGUUCGAGAUGUUCGCUUGCGCGAGAACUUGAGCUUUUUGGAGCAGGAGCGACUGAACUACGAGCCAGCCUUGCCAGGCUACUUGCGCGAUCGGGUCACCUGGCAGGAGGAUGAACUGGCACCACACUCGUGUGACAACAUUGAGGAGUUGGUCCAGUCUUUCCCUCUCAUGCAUGCACAGGUGUGCGCAAUACGACUGGUCCCGCCUAUUGCAGUAGAAGGAGAUGAGGUUGACACAAUGGUAUCCGAGCGAUCGCCAACAUCGAUGAGACACACGGCAGUGACAUCUGACUAUGGGAAGCCUAUGACUGUCGGCAUCGUCUUUGCCAGCAGCCAGGUCCCGGGCUACCAUCCGGUCAUUGCUGGCCUUUUUGAUUACUUGGCGGGCCUCAACCAAGAGACCAAGCUCAUCGGCUUCUUUUGUGGGUAUGAAGGCCUCCUCAAGGACCUGUGGGCGCCGGUCACAAAGGACAUGGUUGACCAAUUUCGGAACUUGGGCGGGCAGGAUCUGCUGUGUCAGUUUGGCGACCCUUCGACUCUCGCUUUCAAAGACCACUUGCAGGCUGCAAUCGAAACGAUUUCCCGGCACAAGCUGGAUGGCCUUGUUCUGGUGGGAAAUGAAGCGAACCAGGUUGACUCAGCGUUCCUGGCAGAAGCCUGUGCAGCUUCUCGACUGAGUACCAGAGUUAUCGGCGUGCCUGUAUCCUUGGACUGCAACUUCCCGUUCGUGCAGCAGACAAUCGGCUUUGACACCGUGACACGAACUCUGUCAGCCUUCAUUGGCACAAUCGGAAAUCUUGUAAAGACUUCGAGGAAUAUGUGGAUCUUCGUCCGGACUAUGGGCGAUGCUUGGUCACAUGUAGCGGUACAGAUCGCACUGCAAACUCACGUGCACAUGGUGCUCCUGUCUGGUAGUCAGCUGUUGGGUCAGUACUUGGUCAACAUCGUCUCGUGCCUUUGUGACCUCAUCGUGAAGCGCCAUGAUGCAGGGGAGGACUACGGGAUCAUCAUGCUCCCCGUCGGGUUUGUCAACGACAUCCUCGAGCUUCGCAUCUUGUUUGCGGAGCUUAUGGAGGUGAUGUCCAAGGACCAUUACGAACAGAGUUGGGAGUCCAUUCCCAAGAUAGCUGCGCGGCUAAAGCCAGCAACAGCUGCAUUGUUUGAUGUCAUCCCGCGGGAUGUGCAGUUCGAAAUCUGCUUUGGUGGCAGAGAGAGGUACAUGAACAAAAUCGACUUCUCUACCAUUUCCACCGACCGGCUCUUGCUUCGCUUUGUGGAGAUGGAGCUGCUCCGGCGUCGACAACUUGGCCACAUAUCUAAGGAUUUCUUCAAUGGCAUGUGCUAUCCGAUGGCUUACCAGGCAAGAUCUGCCAUGCCAACAAAUUUCGAUUGCGAUUUGGCGUAUACCCUCGGCUGGUCCGCUGGAAUCAUGGUCAACUUGGAGAAAACGGGCCAACUUGUUCACGUCUCGCAUUUGGAGAAGGAUGUCAGCGAGUGGCGUGUGCGGGGUCUUCCACUGACCUGUUUGUUGCGAACCGAGUUCGAGGAAGAAACGCAGGAAUAUCGAAUCCUUCCAGCUUACGUGCACUUGUUGAAGCAAAGAAAUGUGAGAAGGCCAUUCGUUGACUUGCCCCCACCGAAGAACAGGACUAUUCAGACUCUCGGCCCAGUACAGUACACGCGAGACACGCCUGAACUGAGGACCACUUGGUACAUGGAAAAUCAACCAAUCCAGGAUCCAACGGAAGCCCUGCGAGAAACCGCCUAUCUUUGCAGUGAGCUGCACUCCACCAUGGCGUUGGCGAAGGCAGAGUCGACUCUCUACGCUGUCAACAGCUUGCUGGACAAUGCCGUAUCCGUGCUGGAUGCCUACAAGCGGCUGCAUGACUCGAAGAAGCGGGGCCAACAGUCCUUGGCAGAAGUCCCAAUGGAGCAUCUGGCAAAGGUGUGGACGACGAAGCACAUGGACAGAUCCGACCACCAAGGCUUGGAACACAGGACUCAUCACUCCACGCGCGGGGAGGUGCUCACGAAAAACACAGACCUCGUACUUGCAUAG